Molecule: messenger RNA, 1579 nt
Organism: Cuculus canorus (common cuckoo)
Lineage: Eukaryota; Metazoa; Chordata; Aves; Cuculiformes; Cuculidae
Gene: GATD3
Product: glutamine amidotransferase class 1 domain containing 3
Exons: 7
Coding region: 27-806 (259 amino acids)
Cellular component (GO): mitochondrion
Source: RefSeq, a predicted model, not a curated record
CGCCCCGCCGCUCGCGCGCCGCCGCCAUGCUGACUGCCCGCGCGCUGUCCGUGCGGUUCGCGCUGCGCUGGGCAGCACCCGCCCGCCCGGCCGCCCUGCACUGCUCCGCGCGGCGGCCCCACCCCGCCCGCGUGGCCGUGGUCCUCUCUGGUUGUGGUGUCUAUGAUGGCACGGAAAUCCAUGAGGCCUCGGCCAUCCUGGUACACCUUAGUCGUGGGGGAGCUGAGGUUCAGAUGUAUGCUCCAGAUGUUCCUCAGAUGCAUGUCAUUGACCACAGUAAAGGACAACCAGCUGAAGCUGAGUCAAGGAAUGUUUUAGUGGAAUCUGCAAGGAUUGCUCGUGGUAAAAUUGCAAGUCUGGCUAAGCUUACUACAGCAGAACAUGAUGCUGUGAUAUUCCCUGGUGGAUUUGGAGCUGCUAAAAACUUAUCUACCUUUGCUGUUGAUGGGAAAGAUUGCAAGGUGAACAGAGAAGUUGAGCGUGUCUUGAAAGACUUCCACAAAGCAGGCAAACCUAUUGGUCUUUGCUGCAUUUCACCAGUGUUGGCAGCAAAAGUUCUCUCUGGUGCUGAAGUAACUGUGGGCCAUGAAGAAGAAGAGGGUGGCAAGUGGCCUUAUGCCGGGACUGCAGGAGCCAUUAAAGAACUGGGAGGAAAGCAUUGUGUGAAAGAAGUAACUGAAGCUCAUGUGGAUACAAAAAACAAGGUGGUUACUACCCCAGCGUUUAUGUGUGAAACUGAAUUGCAUCAUAUCUUCGAUGGUAUUGGGGCCAUGGUAAAGAAUGUGCUAAAAUUAACUGGCAAAUAAGAAAAAAAAAAUCAGGAAUGUUUAAAUUUAGGGUGUAGUAUUAAAUAUAAUAUGGACCGAUGGAAACAUUUUCACCUGCUUGUCCUAUUCACACUCCAGUGAUUGCUGAUCCGAAGCUGACUGAUUCCCAGCUGUGGGGUUUUCUAUGCCUUUUUGGAGAGAGGGGCCUGCAGAAGGGCUUACGGAGUACAAACAGUCUGGCCUGAGACACAGAGCAUUUUCUUGAGUGUUUUCAGCUGGAGAGAGCUGUGUGAACUUAUUCUGAAAGCAAUCCUCCCAUUGCACCAGUGUCAAAUCAUUUCUGUGGGGGGCAAAAAGAGAAUAAAGGGCUUUUCAGAAGCAGAUGUGUUGUAAGGAUGUAGCGGAUGCAAUGGCAGUGUAUCUAGUGGAUGAAGAAUGGGAGUGGAGAGGAAUUCAUGAGUGGUUCAGGGUUUAUGUGCUCAAGCCUGUAUCUGUGAACUAAAAUGCAGGAUCAGCUGUCGAGGGAAUAGACAUGUCCCACAUCUUAAUUUUAGCUUGGUAUUAAUUAAAAAUAGUGGUUUGGUUUUCAAUUUUAAAAUAUCCUGUUUUCGUGAAGGAGCCAUUGUGAGUAUCUCAGUCAGCAGCAGGAUAUGUCUAAACUGUCAAAACAUUAGUGCUUUGAAAAGUUCAUCUGUUGGCCCAUUAUAGCUAAAAAGUUCUUGAAAUGAAGGAGAAAAUAUCCGCUGAUGUGACACAAUUUUUGGGUGUAAUGUCUAUGUUAAAGUAGUUGCCUGGCUAGCAGUGGAUGGAAA